CUUCACCUCCCUCACCUUGCUGCCCCCCCCCACGCUCAAACAGUAGUGUCACCCGCCCCCUUUUUUGCAGAGGUAGAUGUGUGCCAUCCCAACCCCUGUGCCAAUGGAGCCACCUGUGUGGAGAGCGCAGACUCUUACAAAUGCUUAUGCCUGCCCAGCUACGGAGGGGAACGCUGUGAGAUCGAUGAGCAGCAGUGUGAAGACGGUUGGACUAAGUUUCAGGGGAACUGCUACCUGCACUUCUCUGACAGAGAGAUGUGGCUGGACGCCGAGCAGCGCUGCAGAGACCUGAACGCCCACCUGGUCAGCAUCAUCACCCCCGAGGAGCAGGACUUCGUCAACUCUAACGCUCAGGACUACCAGUGGAUCGGGCUCAACGACAAGACGGUAGAGAAUGACUUCCGCUGGACAGACGGCACGCCAUUGCAAUUCGUGAACUGGAGGCCGAACCAGCCGGAUAAUUACUUCAACUCGGGUGAAGACUGUGUGGUGAUGAUUUGGCACGAGAACGGCCAGUGGAACGACGUGCCCUGCAACUACCACCUGCCGUUCACCUGCAAGAAAGGCCCAGUGUCCUGUGGCGCCCCGCCGGAGGUGGACAAUGCCUUCAUUUUUGGAAACAAGAGGGACGAAUAUCCCGUCAACGCCAUCAUCCGGUACCAGUGCGGCCCGGGCUUCACACAGCGCCACCUGCCCGUGGUUCGCUGUAAAGCAGACGGACAGUGGGAGAAACCUCAGGUGGAGUGCACUGACG
This is a messenger RNA of Plectropomus leopardus (leopard coralgrouper), 754 nucleotides long. NCBI's taxonomy places the organism in Eukaryota, Metazoa, Chordata, Actinopteri, Perciformes, Serranidae. The record is from RefSeq and is a predicted model, not a curated record.